UGGUCACACGUGGUUGGCAUGUGGAAAAAACAGUUACUUACAGAGAAGGGGAGGAGUGUGACGUUUACUUAACGAAACGAAACGAAACGUUAACGGAGGAAGAGAAGAGGAAGAUGAAGAUAAAGGAUGAGAAGGGUGAAAGCAAAGGCAUCUUUUGGGUCCAAAACGAAAAGAGCGAGGGACACGCAGUGUGUGGAAGUGGCCCACCACUUUGAGCCUGGUGGGUUGUACUGUUCCCAAUCCCACCACCACCUACGAAUUAUUAUUAUUAUUAUUUUUUUUUUUUUCCCUGAUAGAUAGAAUAUCAAACCAUACCUUCUCAAAAAUGAAAAAAUAAAGCCAAUCAAAUUCACAUCGCCAUCAUCAUCAUCAUCAUCAUCAACCAUAACACCGUUUCCGUCCACAGAACCUGUUGGCAAUUUGCGUGGCGCACUUUCCGACAUUAACCUGCCGCCGAUCUCCUUGCUUCUUACACGAAAUCUCUGACGUACCAGAAGGAAGAGGUUGUCUGUCGGUACUUGAGCUGAGCUAGGUUUCUGUUACUUCAGUUGACUUGGGGAAUUGGAAGGGUUUGGGGUUAGUUGCUAGUAGUUGGCUAUGUGGAUUGCGCUUAAUUGGAAUCAUGGUUGCGUGGGUGUGCUCUUUCUGGACUGUUGGGGAUGAGCUGAGGUUAAUCCACUGUGAUUCCGUGCUGUUAAUUUCGUACAGUAACUGAAUUUAGCUCUAGUUAUUGGUGUUUAGGAGUAUUGGAUUAAGAUUGGUAUUUCUUGGUUGUGACCAUGGAAGCUAGAUUGGGUGCGGAGGCUUAUCAUUUUUAUGGUGUGGGUGCUGCUUCCUCGGAUUUGAGGGGUGUGGCGAAGAGGUCGUCGGAGUGGGAUUUGAAUGAUUGGAGAUGGGAUGGCGAUCUUUUCAUAGCUAGCCGCCUGAAUCCGGUGCCAGUAGAUGGUGUGGGAGCGGGGCAACAAUUUUUCCCUGUUGGGUCCGGGAUCCCGGGAGGUCUGUCUAACAGUUCUUCUUCGUGCUCUGAGGAAGUAGAUCUUGGGGAUCCCAAGGGGAACAAGGAAGGGGACAAGAAAAGGAGAGUUAUUGUGCUGGAGGAUGAUGGUUUGAAUGAGGAAACGGGCACCCUUAGCUUAAAGCUUGGUGGGCAUGCUUCUUCGAUGGUGGAUAGGGAAAUUGCGAGCUGGGAGGGUAUGAAUGGAAAGAAGAGUAGAGUGGCUGGAAGUACUUCAAAUCGAGCUGUUUGUCAGGUGGAGGAUUGUGGUGCUGAUCUGAGCAAAGCUAAGGAUUAUCACAGACGUCAUAAAGUUUGUGAGAUGCACUCCAAGGCUAGUAGGGCACUUGUGGGAAAUGCAAUGCAGAGAUUCUGUCAACAAUGUAGUAGGUUUCACAUGCUUCAAGAGUUUGAUGAAGGAAAGAGAAGCUGUCGAAGACGCUUGGCAGGCCAUAAUAAACGAAGAAGGAAAACAAAUCAUGAAGCUGUUCCAAAUGGAAAUUCGUUAAAUGAUGACCAGACUAGUAGUUAUCUAUUGAUAAGUUUAUUGAAGAUACUUUCAAAUAUGCAUUCUGACAGGUCAGAUCAGACCACAGAUCAGGAUCUACUAACUCAUCUUCUAAGGAGUCUUGCAAGUCAGAAUGGUGAACAAGGUGGCAAAAACAUGUCUAACCUUUUGCAGGAACAAGAGAAUUUGUUGAGAGAAGGGGGUUCAUCAAGGAGAUCAGAGAUGGUGUCAACUCUAUUAUCCAAUGGUUCUCAAGGCUCCCCAACUAUUACAAGACAAAAUGAAACUGUAUCUAUGACUAAAAUGCAACAAAAAGUGAUGCAGCCACGUGAUGCUGGGGCUGCUGAUCUGCAGAUCAUGUCUUCUAUAAAGCCAAGCAUUUCAAACAGUCCUCCAUCCUACUCAGAAGCCAGAGACAGUACUGCUGGACAGAUCAAGAUGAAUAAUUUUGAUUUGAAUGACAUAUAUAUUGACUCAGAUGAUGGCAUGGAAGAUCUAGAAAGAUUACCCAUCUCUACAAAUCUUGUGACUAGCUCUCUUGAUUACCAAUGGACACAACAAGAUUCUCAUCAGUCAAGUCCACCUCAAACGAGUGGAAAUUCAGAUUCUGCAUCUGCCCAGUCUCCUUCUAGUUCGAGUGGAGAAGCUCAGAGUCGCACAGAUCGAAUUGUUUUUAAGCUCUUUGGCAAAGAGCCUAAUGAUUUUCCUCUUGUACUUAGAGCACAGAUUCUUGACUGGCUGUCCCACAGUCCUACCGAUAUUGAGAGCUACAUACGGCCUGGUUGUAUUGUUUUGACCAUUUAUCUGCGUCAGGCUGAGGCUGUAUGGGAGGAACUUUGUUAUGGUCUGACUUCCAGUUUGAAUAGGCUGCUGGAUGUCUCAGGUGAUACCUUUUGGAGAACUGGAUGGGUUCACAUCAGGGUGCAGCAUCAGAUGGCCUUCAUUUUCAAUGGUCAAGUUGUCAUAGACACUUCCCUCAGAAGUAGCAAUUAUAGCAAAAUUUUGACUGUUAGUCCAAUUGCUGUGCCAUCAUCAAAGAAAGCUCAAUUUUCUGUUAAGGGUGUCAAUCUGAUACGCCCUGCCACUAGGUUAAUGUGUGCUUUAGAAGGGAAAUAUCUGGUCUGUGAAGAUGCUCAUGAGUCAACGGAUCAAUACUCCAAGGAGCCUGAUGAAGUUCAGUGCAUCCAGUUUUCAUGUUCUGUCCCUGUGAUGAAUGGAAGAGGAUUUAUUGAGGACCAGGGUUUGAGUAGCAGCUUUUUUCCUUUCUUAGUUGCGGAGGAGGAUGUUUGCUCCGAAAUUUGUGCACUUGAGCCUCUUCUAGAAUUAAGUGAUACUGUUCCAGAUAUUGAAAAGACUGGAAAAAUCAAAGCCAAAAAUCAAGCCAUGGAUUUUAUUCAUGAAAUGGGUUGGCUUCUUCACAGAAGCCAGCUGAAAUUAAGGAUGGUUCACUCGAACUCUAGUGUAGAUCACUUUCCAUUAAAACGGUUCAAGUGGCUUAUGGAGUUCUCUAUGGACCAUGAUUGGUGUGCAGUAGUUAAAAAACUGUUGAACCUGCUGCUUGAUGGAACUGUGAAUACAGGGGAUCAUCCUUCUCUGCAUCUUGCGCUUUUAGAAAUGGGUCUCCUUCACAGAGCUGUAAGGAGAAAUAGCAAGCAGUUAGUGGAGCUACUUUUGAGAUAUGUCCCUGAGAAUAUUUCUGAUAAACCGGGACCUGAAGACAAGGCUCUAGUUGAUGGAGAGAAUCAAACCUUCUUGUUUAGACCUGAUGUUGUUGGUCCUGCUGGUCUGACACCACUCCAUAUAGCAGCUGGGAAAGAUGGUUCUGAAGAUGUACUUGAUGCUUUAACUGAUGAUCCUUGCACGGUGGGAAUUGAAGCAUGGAAGAAUGCUCGUGACAGCACAGGCUCAACGCCUGAGGAUUAUGCACGUUUACGUGGCCAUUAUUCUUACAUUCACUUGGUGCAGAAAAAAAUCAACAAGAGACAAGGAGCAGCUCACGUGGUGGUUGAGAUUCCAAGCAAUCUAACAGAGAACAAUACAAACCAGAAGCACAAUGAGUCAUCCACUAGCUUUGAGAUUGGAAAGUCUGAAGUAAGACAUGGCCAAGGGCACUGUAAACUUUGUGAUUAUAAAUUUUCUUGUAAAACUGCAGUAGGAAGGUCUUUGGUAUACAGACCUGCAAUGCUCUCAAUGGUGGCCAUAGCAGCAGUUUGUGUCUGUGUGGCCCUUCUGUUUAAAAGCUCACCCGAAGUUAUAUGUAUGUUCCGACCCUUCAGGUGGGAAUCGUUGGAUUUCGGAACAAGCUAAGGUUCAAUAACUUGCAACUCAAUAAAACUUGGUAGCUAAUGUAAGGAAUGCGUUCAUAUAGACUGAAUGACCGAGAUUUCCUGUAGGACUUGCUCUUUGAAUUAGCUAAAUUGUGCAAUAUUAUUUACAUAUUUGUUACCUUAAAGGACUUCCUUGUACAAUGUAUGUAGAUUCAAGUUUCCUUUAAACUUUAUUUGAUAGGAUCCUUUGUAUUUCUGUGUAAUACUUGAAUGGAAUCUUCAGUCCUGACUUUGAUUAAAUGACGAGUU
Molecule: messenger RNA, 4078 nt
Organism: Abrus precatorius (Indian licorice)
Lineage: Eukaryota; Viridiplantae; Streptophyta; Magnoliopsida; Fabales; Fabaceae
Product: squamosa promoter-binding-like protein 1
Exons: 11
Coding region: 780-3809 (1009 amino acids)
Cellular component (GO): nucleus
Molecular function (GO): DNA binding; protein binding
Source: RefSeq, a predicted model, not a curated record